AUGGCUCCAUCCGCCGCACACCGCAAACCUUUCUCGCAGCGUCUCGACGAUCCAGAUCAGAGUGUUCUCUACCAGCAUUCUCAGGGCGAACUCGGCGAGCAGGUCUCUCCGCACACCAUGAGCGUCGCCGUUGAUCACGCUCACAUCCAACUUGUACAGCAAGUACAGCACGAACUACGCACCCCCGUUCAUGGCCUCCUCAACCUCAUCGAUGAUCUGCGUACCGAGCUGCGCUCCCUGCCCAUUCAAGACAGACCAAUACGCAGGUCUAUCUUCAACAAGGUCGACAGUCUCGCUGGGCUCGGAGAGAGGCUCCAACAUGUACUCGAUGACUUUCGAGACUUUGCAUUCGAGACUAUGCAUGCUCGCGAAGCUGAAGAGCAGCACGAGGUCACUCCAGACCAACCCGUUGAUCUCGGCGAGUUGCUUGAUAAUGUAGCCGCCGAAGCCUGGAACGCCCAGGUGCGUCAGAUUCGUGCUGAAGACGGCGACGAUGCGAGAUUGCCGCCACCCCCCGAACUCAUCUUGCAGACCGAUACCAGCUUGCGCGGAUGGAAAACCGUCGUGUCCACCUCGCUCGUCAAGAAGCUCGCCCACAAGCUCAUCUCCAAUGCACUCCGAUUUACCAGCCAAGGCUAUGUCGAGAUAUCCCUCUCCCCCUCCAUCGCCUCGUCUCCCUGGUCUGAGCGAGAUGCCCCCUUCCCCCCAUCUACCGAUUCUGCAGCGUCCCCCCAGCAUUUUAUCGACCUCGUCGUUGAAGACUCCGGUGAAGGCAUGACCGAGCACUUCCUCUCCCAUUGCUUCUUUGAACCUUUUGUCAAGGCAAACAACUUCAAAGCCGGUGCAGGUCUCUCGGUCAGUAUCUGCUCCAGUAUCGUCCGUCGUAUGGGCGGAGCAAUGCAUGUCUCGAGCGACAAGGGCAGAGGCACCGUCGUCACCGUUCGUCUCCCCGUCCAAAGCCUCCCCGAACGCAUCAUCAAUCCGGCCCCACCCUCACAGUCGAAUCAACUCAUCUACCUCUACGGAUUCGAGGGUCAAGGUCUGCAACGUCUCGCCCAGAUCAUCUCGGCCCAGCUCGCUACGUUUGGCAAUCUCUAUUGCACAUCCCACAUUCAGGACGCCGACUUUUUGCUUCUGCCCGAAGAGGCCUGUCUGGAAGUGGAUGGUGGUAUCGACGCCAUUUUGGCGCAGACAAAGCCAGGCGUUAAGAUCGGUGUUCUGCAAGCGCACGAGGAUGCAGGCAUCGAAUAUGCUGCUUUCAAGAACGGCAGUAGAAGGCCUACGUUUGUCACACGCAAACCGUUUGGUCCCAGAUGCUUUGACAACCUCUUGCGCUUGGCUGAGCAGCAGGGAGAGGAGGACACCCGGACUACGCAAGAGACGGUCCGACGCAAACACGGUCACUUGGGCUACACGGCACCCAUCGAUCCGGAAGAGCCAGACAAAGUGCUGUCCCCAGCAGAGGCAGGCUCGCCGCUCUCCAAGCACGCCAAGCUUGCCGAGACGAUUGAAGAUGACAAAACGCAGCAAGAAUUCAAAGAUCUGCAUCCGCGACGAAUGUCGCAAGUCGACGAGCAGGAGAAGAAAAAUCGCGAGAAUGGUUCCAGCGUGUCGGCUGUUGGCGACAAGCUCGCCGACCUGGUCGUGUCGCCCGAUGCCAUGGACGAGGUUCUUCGAGCGCCUCACCCGAAACCGCACAUCGAACCGCCCUCGACACCAGCAUCGCCCUCCAAAGCGCUGCCAUCAUCGUCCAUCGCAGCAGCAGACGGCUCGACCUCCACCACAUCAUCACCGACCUCCACUCCACGUAAACCCAAGUUCAGUGUACUCUGCUGCGAAGACAACCCGCUCAACAUGCGCAUCCUCACCACCAUGCUGCGCCAAGCCAAGAUCGAGUUUCACGAAGCCGUCGACGGCGUCGAAGCUGUCGAGCAGUUCAAAAAGCAUCUUCCUGCGGUGACGCUGCUCGACAUCAACAUGCCCCGCAUGAUGGGCUUCGAAGCGUGCCAGCUCAUGCGCCAGUUUGUUGCCGAGGAGCUGAGCGCCGAGCAGAACGCAGAGAGGAGUUUCAAGAUUGUUGCCGUCACCGCCUUGUCUGAUGGAUUUCACCAGCAGAAGGGCUUGGAGUGCGGCAUGGACGACUGGUUCACAAAGCCGUUGCAGAUGCGAAAGCUCAAAAUGGAUCUUGCCGAGUGGAAGGACGAGUUCGAAGAUAUGGUGGCUAAGAGGAGGGACUGA
This is a messenger RNA of Sporisorium graminicola, 2238 nucleotides long. RefSeq lists its product as uncharacterized. The transcript has a single exon. The record is from RefSeq and is a predicted model, not a curated record. Lineage: Eukaryota; Fungi; Basidiomycota; Ustilaginomycetes; Ustilaginales; Ustilaginaceae. Bases 1 to 2238 code for a protein of 745 amino acids. Gene Ontology annotation, molecular function: phosphorelay sensor kinase activity; histidine phosphotransfer kinase activity. Gene Ontology annotation, biological process: phosphorelay signal transduction system; protein autophosphorylation.